AUGAGACAGCUCAAACCCUCCCACCCGGACUUCGAGAUCCUCGGCUUCCCCUGCAACCAGUUCGGCGGCCAGGACCCGGGCAGCAACGACGAGAUCCAGUCCUUCUGCCAGCUCAACUACGGCGUCACCUUCCCCGUGCUGGGCAAGAUCGACGUCAACGGCGACAAGGCCGACCCGCUGUACGACUGGCUGAAGAAGAGCAAGCCGGGCAUCAUGGGCCUGCAGCGCGUCAAGUGGAACUUCGAGAAGUUCCUGAUCGGCAAGGACGGCCUCGUCAAGGACCGCUGGGCCAGCACCAGCGGGCCCGCCACCCUGAAGGCCGCCAUCGAGAAGGAGCUGGCGGUCACGCCCGAGGAGAAGCUGUAG
Dissoconium aciculare CBS 342.82 is the source of this 366-nucleotide messenger RNA. Its product is annotated as thioredoxin-like protein. The transcript has 2 exons. The record is from RefSeq and is a predicted model, not a curated record. NCBI's taxonomy places the organism in Eukaryota, Fungi, Ascomycota, Dothideomycetes, Mycosphaerellales, Dissoconiaceae. The coding region runs from base 1 to 366 and encodes 121 amino acids. Gene Ontology annotation, molecular function: glutathione peroxidase activity. Gene Ontology annotation, biological process: response to oxidative stress.